UGGUUUAUUGGAGUGAAAGGGGAAGUACACAGGGCGUCUGGGGAGCACGAGAGCCCAGCAUGUCUCACUUCCUCUGGAGGGGGCCUCCCUGGGUUCAGUCACCACUGCCUAGAAAAUAGGUGACCACAGCCAAGCUACUUUUUCCUCUCUGGGCCUCAGUUUCCACAUGUGUAGAAUAGGGAGAAUCCUAGAGCCAUGUCCAGAAUCGGGGUGAGAAUUCGAACCCUGUGAUCCCACCUGAGAUGUACGCCAACCCCACCUAUCCGUUACCCUACUUCACUGCCAUCCUGGGUGGGAUGUGCCCCUGCAAGAGCAUCACCGUGUCAGGCACUGUCCUGCCCAGCGCUCGGAGGUUCCACAUCAACCUGCGAUCUGGGAGUGACAUCGCCUUCCACCUGAACCCUCGUUUUGACCAAAACACCGUGGUCUGCAACACGCUGAUCAAUGGCUCUUGGGGGCAUGAGCAGUACUCCAUAUCGAAAACAAUGCCCUUCUCCAGAGGCCAGGGCUUCUCGGUGGGGAUCACGUGUGGGGACACCGGCUUCAAGGUGGCAGUGAACGGUCAGCAGCUGUUUGACUACAACCACCGUGUGAUGGACCUGCCUGCCAUCAAUGUCCUGGAAGUGGCAGGUGAUGUGCAGGUGACCCACGUGCAAACAUAGGCGGAAUUCCUGACCCUGGGGACUUGGCCUAGAGCACGUCGCUGUCUGGGUCUGCUCAUCACCUCCACCUUUCCUGUCCCUGCCCCAGCCCUUCCCAGCCCUUCCCAGUCCUUCCCGGUCCACCGAGGAUCUGGAAGAACCAGGUCCCUGUGUGGCCCUGCCUCUGGCUGCAGCCCCCUGAGGUGGAGACGGCAGCUGGAUGGCACUGCCUCCCUCAGCCUGGGCACCACCUGGGGCUCCAGGUGCCCAAUCCAAACAUCUGAGGAAGGGGGUGGUGUGUGCAGGCUGAAGCCCCAUGUUCUGUCCCCUGAGCACAAAGGGAGGGCCGUGGGCCUUCCCAAGCUCCCAGCUGAACCCUUGUCUACCUUGGAUCCCAUGUCCCAGCCUCCUUUCAAGUCCACCUCAGGCUCAACCCACCAGCUGGUCACUCACACGGGAGGUGGUCUCCUUAGCUCCUCCUCUUUCUCCAACCUUAACCUUUCCUUGUAUCAUCACCAACCCUCCCUCUCCAGGAAAGUGACCCUGAUUGACACCUGCUUGUCUCCACCAACAGACAGGACCCUCUUCAGCUGGAGGCCCCCCUUUUCCAUUGUCCUUCAAAUAAAGUGAGAAAGAAAUACCCCUGGUGCCCACGUA
Molecule: messenger RNA, 1298 nt
Organism: Artibeus jamaicensis (Jamaican fruit-eating bat)
Lineage: Eukaryota; Metazoa; Chordata; Mammalia; Chiroptera; Phyllostomidae
Gene: LGALS9
Product: galectin 9
Exons: 5
Coding region: 243-662 (139 amino acids)
Biological process (GO): positive regulation of gene expression; negative regulation of CD4-positive, alpha-beta T cell proliferation; negative regulation of type II interferon production
Cellular component (GO): cytosol; nucleus
Molecular function (GO): carbohydrate binding; galactoside binding
Source: RefSeq, a predicted model, not a curated record